Messenger RNA from Talaromyces rugulosus, 1362 nucleotides. RefSeq lists its product as uncharacterized. NCBI's taxonomy places the organism in Eukaryota, Fungi, Ascomycota, Eurotiomycetes, Eurotiales, Trichocomaceae. Gene Ontology annotation, cellular component: plasma membrane. Gene Ontology annotation, molecular function: ferric-chelate reductase activity. Gene Ontology annotation, biological process: iron ion transport; intracellular iron ion homeostasis; copper ion import. The record is from RefSeq and is a predicted model, not a curated record. The transcript is spliced from 5 exons. Bases 1 to 1362 code for a protein of 453 amino acids.
AUGUCGGUGAUCAACUUCAUUCCCCUCGCGGUCGGCAGCCAUGCAAAUUUUGCAACGAAUAGCCGUAUCUCGCCCCGAACAUACCUUCAGUUUCACCAGUGGUUGGGUAUCAUCGCCAUCCUAGAGGGUCUGUUGCAUUCGAUCGCUCUUGCUUUUUCUGGUUGGGUGGGCGUUUCCCCCGUUGUUGGUGGAAUCACGUUGGUCGUCAUUUUCAUCACCAGUCGUGUAUCGGUCCAAAGACGGUUCUACGAGGUCUUUCUCAAGGCGCACGUCCUACUUGCUUUCAUUCUAGUGUCUGCUAUCUUCUACCAUGUCCGUCCUACUGUUGUUUACGCUCUGUCACCCAUUCUUGCCUGGCUGGUGAUGCGGCUGAUGCGAGCUGCGAACAUCCUACAUCGUCAAAUACGAGCUGGGGCACACGGCCAUGAAGCUACGAUCCUGGACCUUGGCGGGGCAUUUCUCGUCUGUGUCAAGCUCAGUCGACCGUGGGACUUUCAACCUGGUCAAUAUGUGUAUCUCACCCUCCCCAACCUCAGCAGGUCGUCACAGCUACACACUAGGUCCCGCUGGUCGUUGGUGGAAAGGUUCACAGAGCCCCUGCAAUCGCACCCUUUCAUGAUAGCUUGGUGGCACCGAAGCAGAGAUGAUUGCUCCCAAGGCGGCUAUCAACAGCCGGACACCGUUGUACUCAUUGUGGAAAAAUGCAAAGGGUUCAGCGAGAAGCUGGCCCGUGGGAGUGCCGGUGAUAUUGUGAAUGUGAAAGAAAGACUCCAGAUUCAUACGUGGUCAAAAGAACGUUCUACGGAAGAGUCUCCUGCACCGGAACCGGUGGCCGCCGGUUUCCCGGAUAUCACCUGCUGGUGUUCUCAAGUCGAAUCGACCUCUGGUCAGAUUGCAAUCAUUGAGGGGCCGUACGGCCGCAGCCUAGAUCUAGGCAUGUAUGACCGUGUCCUGUUAUUUGCCACGGGGGUUGGAGUUGCCGCGCAAAUUCCGUACUUGAAGAAGAUGUUGGAGGACUUUCCAGAACGUCGGCGGCCGCAACGGAUUGCGCUUUAUUGGGAGACCAUAGAUUCAAAUCAGGUCGGCUGGGCUCUUGAUUGGAUUUCACGACUUCUCGCUAUGGACGAGAGAGAUCACCUUCUCAUUCAAAUAUUCUUAAAAGAUGGCUCCUCAUCUCAGGAUGGGAAAAAACUCAAAUGCAUCACGAGGACCUUUGAUGAAAAGAUGGUGGCAGAGGAGAUUCAAAGCCACAGUGGCCCAUGUGUGCGUGAAGAUGUUGGAGACAUGAUUCAGAAGGUCAUCUUACAAAGUCUACGACCGGAUAUACACUUUCGAGAGCUCAGUUUUCGCCCGUCAACCUAG